AUGUAUCCUACUGCCUACGGUCGGCUUUGGCAUCCCGGCCAUGGCAUAAACUUUGCCAACGGGCGGCCGAAUGAAGAUGCGCAUCCGCAUGUCGAUAUGCUUCGCUCCUUGCACAUUACCUCCAGGAACCCGCUACAGACGGCCGCAGCAACAACCAACGAAGAUAACUAUAUCCACUCCGAGGAAGACGAUCCGCCCUUCUCGACAGCACCCGAGUAUCAGCCCAGCUCAAACACAGACAAUGUCUAUUACCCGCCUCUGGCAGGCGACGACGUUGUUCAGGCGGAAGCCGACCCUAUUGCGGUGUCUCAGGGAAGUAGUGAUGCCGUGGAGCCAUACCUCACAAAUUUGGACUUCAAAAUUCCACCAGACGCCUUUCGUGAAGCACAGAGCGCGCCCGCGGGAUCCCCAGAGUCAUUCUACUCCUACACGCUUUACCGUGGACCUCCCGGAGAAGAUGGCGAGAAAAAAGUCAAGGUCCACUACUGCAGGAGCAAGCACACCAUGGAGCAAGUGUGCCAAUACUUCUUGAAAGACGACGUGCUCGGUUUCGACCUGGAAUGGCUACCUGAUUCGAGAAAAACUGACGGGCCACGGAAGAACGUCUCCCUGAUCCAGCUCGCGAACGAAAGUCGAAUCGCGCUGUUUCACGUAGCGUUGUUUCCUGAAAAAGACGAGCUUGUCUCGCCGACGUUUGUGAAAAUCAUGGGGAACGCUAAUGUGAGAAAGGUCGGCGUGGCUAUCAAGGGGGAUUGCACUCGGUUGCGAAACCAUCUCGGGGUUGACACCAAGGGAAUCUUCGAGCUCAGCCACCUUUACAAGCUCGUCAGGUACUCUGAAGAGCGCAAGUACGACCUGAUCAACAAGAGGCUGGUGCCAUUGGCUGUGAUAGUCCAAGAACAUCUAGGGUUGCCCAUGUACAAGGAGCCAGAUAUCCGUUCAAGCGACUGGUCGCGGAAGAUCGGGCUGCAGCAAAUCAUGUACUCUGCCACGGACGCGUAUGCCGGGUUUCAACUGUACCAUGUGUUGGAUGGGAAGAGAGAAGCUCUCGACCCGACUCCCCCGAGACCACAACACGCGGAAUUGAACAUCCCGAUCCGGCUUGCAGAUGGAGUCUUGAUUCCUACCGUGGGAGAAAGCACCGAGGAUAUUGACAACGACGCAAGCAAGACAACUGCAGGCCCAUCUCUAUAUGCCCUUAGACAGGCCCGAGAAAACAUGUUCAUCGAGUUGGAUGCCGAGAGCGAGUCCAUCGCUGAGAGCAUCCAGAGAGCGCCUUCGACUUCUCUUCCGAAGCUACCCCAAAGAGAUCCACGAGUUCUAGCCGCGGAUGAGGAGUUGGCGACCUACCGCACAACGACCAAGUCCCUCCGCGCUUCGGGCCCCGCCAUUCGAUCGUACUUUGUCUGGAGAGACAACGACGAUCUCGACCCGGAGGCGAUCUCCAAGAUCCUCCGGCAGCCGCCGCUGCAGACCAUGACAGUGGUGACGUACAUUCUGGAAGCCAUCAGGUUGGAGGGGCUGCCGUUCGACAAGAAGCGGCUCAGGGAAGAGUGUCUGAGCCGGUUGCCGGCAGAGGUUCUUCAGGGCAAGGGCAGGUACAAAACUUUGAUGCAGGAGGCGAGCGAGCCUGAUGCGUAG
Colletotrichum karsti is the source of this 1641-nucleotide messenger RNA. Its product is annotated as 3' -5' exonuclease helicase. Gene Ontology annotation, molecular function: nucleic acid binding; 3'-5' exonuclease activity. The transcript has 2 exons. The record is from RefSeq and is a predicted model, not a curated record. Gene Ontology annotation, biological process: nucleobase-containing compound metabolic process. Lineage: Eukaryota; Fungi; Ascomycota; Sordariomycetes; Glomerellales; Glomerellaceae. The coding region runs from base 1 to 1641 and encodes 546 amino acids. Gene Ontology annotation, cellular component: nucleus; cytoplasm.